GUCUUAACAAACAUCAGCAAUUCAUGGACAAGACAAGAGUGAAAUCUACUAAGCGAGUUGGUAUCUUUUAACAACACAACGGCUCACUCACUCCCAACAAAAAUCUCUAUGAUUCUACAACUCCAACACAAGCAACAUAUCAUAACAAGCUUACUUGCUUGAUUGAACAUGCAUGUAUUAACACCAAAUACUCUUGUCUAUCUUCCCCACCUCUUUUCGAAAUCUUCUCUUUUUUACUUCCAAAACCAUUCGAACUUAACGAUACCCAACAGCUAUGGAGGUAAUUUAAGCCUGCUUGUGUUUACUCCGCAGUCUUUUACACCACUCUAUAGGAAUUUCAAGACGAAGCGAAGUAACAAUUUAACCCUUUUGAGGGCAAGUCGGAGAGAGUCUCCUUAUGAGGUUUUAGGCGUGUCUCCUUCUGCAACUGCUGCUGACAUCAAAAGGGCUUAUCGGAAACUUGCUUUGAAGUAUCACCCUGAUGUCAAUAAAGAGGCAAAUGCGCAAGAGAAAUUUAUGAGGAUUAAGCAUGCAUACAGUACAUUGCUGAAUUCUGAGUCUAGGAGAAAAUAUGAUUUUGGAAAUCGUUCAUCUGACUUUUCCUACACUACUGGUCAAAGAAACCAAAGCACAAAUGCCCAAGAUGAAGAAGAAUUCUAUGGAUUUGGUAAUUUUUUGAGGGAUGUCCAAGUAACAGUAGAGGACUUCUUUAGAGAUCUUCAAGAGGAAUUCCGGAAUUGGGAAUCUAGUGCUGCUUCACAGGGGAAGCCUAAGAGUCUAUGGGAGGAAUUGGCGGAAAUUGGAGAAGAAUUUGUGGAGUUCCUAGAAAAAGAGCUCAACAUAACUGAUGCAGAAUCCGAAGCAAAUAACAAUUGGGAGGGGUCUGGAAAAGGCAACCCUUUUAACAGUUCAUCAACAGGGAGAACAGAUAGUGGCAUGCAAAAUGAAGCCGAAAAGGGAAGCAGCAUUGACGAGAACAUUGAUGAUAUAGAAGCUACUCUAGCAAGGUUGAAAAAGGAAUUGGGUUUGUAGCAAGGAAAUGUAUUUUAUAUAUAUAUAUAUAUAUAUACAAUUAAAUUGAUUCUUUAAUGCAAAAGAUAUAGGAGGCCAAGGCCGUGUUUUUGCCUUCAUAACCAUAUACCAAAAUGCUCAGUUCUAAUGUCUCUGAGGGUGACUUCUUGUGUGCCUAUCUUAUGAUAGAAGGUACACUUCCACUUAUUGUGAUGACGCUAG
This is a messenger RNA of Pistacia vera, 1233 nucleotides long. Its product is annotated as dnaJ homolog subfamily B member 9. Gene Ontology annotation, cellular component: cytoplasm. Bases 169 to 1032 code for a protein of 287 amino acids. The record is from RefSeq and is a predicted model, not a curated record. Lineage: Eukaryota; Viridiplantae; Streptophyta; Magnoliopsida; Sapindales; Anacardiaceae. Gene Ontology annotation, biological process: protein refolding. The transcript has 6 exons.